UGUUAAUAGAAAGGUGGCGCAAUCUUUAACUGGUAACUGUGUGGCGCUAAUAGCGUUCACCUAGAAGCAGGAGUGAUCUGAAACAACAACAUAACAGUCAGGACCGGUAAAUGCCUCUAAAGGUUACUCCUCCUCCAAUGACUGAACUAGCUUCGAGUUACAUACAAUCCAAGAACUGUGUACGAAAAACAGAUCACACUUCGAAGAAAAAGCAAGCUCCUCCCCCCAAAUAUUUGUGUGUUCCCGGUUCAUUGGCAUUUUUGGAUAAGAUUUCAAUUAUUGAUAAAUCUAACUCAUUAUGCAGUGAAAUCAGAUGUUUGUUUCAAAACAAUGAUAUAGAUAUAGAGGUCGAAAAACUGCAAGCGCUCCAGAAUGACCCAGAUUCCAGUGACGUCCAGUCAGAAAGUGAAUCUAAAGCCAAAUUUUUAAAAAUUGGAAAAUCUCGUCGUCAAUUAAGGAAAGAAAUGAAACACGAAUGGUUAAAAGUUUCGGAUUGCCGAGUUUUCUGGUCUCACAUAUUGCUGGGUUCAAAUGAGAUUAUUCGGUGUUUAGAGAGUUCUGUAUGCAAUAGAAAUGGAAAUAACCAGGAAACUCAAGGAAAGAAAAUAUCAUGCGUUUUCAUUGAUUCUGGUUGGCUGGCAUCACAUUAUGGUCAUCAUUUGGCUAACUUGUGUACUUUGUUAGAUAUUACAUUAGUGGCGAUCAAACCGACAGGAUCAUUACCUGAGUUAGUUACAACUAAGUUUAAAACUGUAAAAAAGCUGGCAGUUUUGGGGUUUUGCUUAUCUAAUGAGAUUCCAUCAGAUCUCUCUGACAUUUGUAAAGAAAUCGAGAUCAAGUUUCAUACACUUGGUGAUAAUACUAGUAGCAUUUCAGUUCCAAUGGACAUUAAAAAACGCGAGACGUCAUAUGAAAUAACUAUUAAUUGUCCAAAAGCCUCUUCAUUAGUCGAGAAAAAAGAAAGUUGGGAAGAUGUGGAAAUCAGCCCAAAAUUAUAUGAUUAUAGUUCACCGUCCCAUGAAUUUACUAUCACUGAAUUUCAGUCAUACCUAUCUUCUCUCGUUCUUCAGUCAUUUGGAAGUGAGAUUGUUCAUGGUAUGCAUGAUAGUAACAAUCAGUCUAACUUUGAAUACAGUUAUGACUUUUGUGUGUAUAAACCACCUGUAUUAAAAGGGGUUGUCGCUCUAACAGAACGUAAAAGCCGAAAACGGAAAAAGUUUACAUCACUAUCUAUUGAGACAAGUAGUUUUGCAUCUCCUGUCAAUUUUCAGCCAUCGACUCCAGUAGACAAACAAUCAUACAAGUGAUAAGGUAAAGAAAGAGGAGGUGCUACCUAUAGUUUUACAAAUCCACUUUAUUACUGGAUUUUGUAAACCUGUGUACCUAGUGUGUAAUAAAAUUUCAGUUAUUCUUUUUAA
Molecule: messenger RNA, 1418 nt
Organism: Schistosoma rodhaini
Lineage: Eukaryota; Metazoa; Platyhelminthes; Trematoda; Strigeidida; Schistosomatidae
Source: the annotation of a GenBank genome assembly